AAAGUGGAUUGAAGCUUUGUUAAGGGUCCCGAUAAAAUUGCAUUUGUGACGCGUGAUUUUUCCAAGUCCACAUGAAUACAGCAAUAAACUCAAAAAACAAGUUUUGAAUAAAAUGCUAUCAGUUGAAAGCGGAACGAAAAGCUCCCACACUGCCACUGCCGGAACGUAUCAGUGUAACACUCGGCGGAAGUAAAUACAAGCCACCCAUGCCGACAGUGCUGAAGUUGCAGUACAGCUAAUAACUUCAUUUGUGAUUUAACUAUAAUGUCUUCAGCUGAAUAUUUGAGGCAGUUUGUCAACGAGCGACUAACAGCUGCUGCUGAAGAAAUAUUCGGAGUUUUUGCAAAAUCUAUCAUCGAGUACGAGGAAGAGCUCGACCGUCAGCGUAGACUGUUGGAUAUCGUCUUGAAACCUGAAAUAAACUUACACAGGAUAGAGCUCCCACAGCAACAUGUCUGUAAGGAGGAGGAGGGUCUCUCUGACCAGCAGCAGCUCUGUAUUCAGGAGAGGAGCUCCAGUCUGGACCAAGAGGACCCAGAUCCUCUACAGGUUAAAGAGGAACAGGAGGAACCGUGCACCAGUCAGGAGGGAGAGCAGCUUGUACUGAAGCAGGAGACUGAAAUCUUCAUGUUGACUUCUACUUAUGAGGAGAGUGACCACAGUGAUGAUCAGACUCUGGACUUGAGUAUUGGUGAAAGCCAAUGUGUAGAGGAGGAGCUUAAAGACUCUGGAUCAACUGCAGCGACAGAACCAAACAAGAGAUGUCACAAGAGCAGAAGUCACAGUAACAAUGUAGACGAUGCUGACCUGUCAGAGAGUCUCUGUUAUACUCAAACAGGUAAAAAGUCUUUCAUAUGUGACACAUGUGGAAAAGAUUGUAAGUUCAAGUCACUCUUGCAGAGACACAUGAGAACCCACACAGGUGAGAAGCCCUUCCUUUGCAAGACCUGCGGGAAAAGAUUCAGUGAUUCUUCAUCAUUUAUAAGGCAUGUGAGAAUCCACACAGGUGAGAAGCCGUAUUCUUGUACAAGGUGUGGGAAAGAUUUUAGACUAUGCCAGGAUUUGAAAGUUCACAUGAGGACUCACACAGGUGAGCAGCCGUAUCCUUGUAAAACAUGUGGGAGAUAUUUCAGAAAUGCCUAUGAUUUAAAAGUUCACAGCAGAACCCACACGGGUGGGAGGCCGUAUGUUUGUAUUACAUGUGAGAAAGAUUUCAAACGGAAAGAUGAAUUGAAUAGCCACAUGAGAACCCACACAGGUAAGCUGUCACUUUGCAAAGACGUAUAAGAGUGCAUGCAGAAAGGUAGUUUAAUAUUUAAAUUAGGGAUGCUAUCUUGGAUUUUUUCCCCCCAACUGAUAGCCGACACAAAUAUGCCAUUUGCACAGCAAUCUUAAAUACAUUAUCGCUAGACACUAUAUGAAUUGCCUUAACAGCAACCCAUCCACAUUACAAGCCUUUGGCAUUGACAGUAUCCCAUGCUACAAACAAAAAGGUGACAAACAAAAAACACACUGAGGAAUGCUUUUGCAUGGACAAGUCACAGGCUGACAAAUACCCAGACCUUAACGGGGGCAGAGAUUCACUGUUUUUUGUAAACAUUCAUAGUUUGUUUGUUUUUUUAAACAUUUGCGCUGUAACAUUUGCUAUUGUUUGUAUUCUCUAUCAUGCUUUUUAAUUCACCUGUUAAUGGAUAUUUUGGGUCAAACCACUCUAUCUACUGGAGAUUUCAUUCAUCUACCCCUCUGAGUCAUAUCUAUGGAAGAGGAUGGGGGACAGAUAGGAGAAAAAAAAUGAUGAGAGGAGGAUUUUUUUUCAUUAUGCUGUUUGAAAAAAAAAAUGUCCAAUUGAUGAGAAUAAAGUUGAAAUACAAUUACGAGACAAAAGUCGAAAUUUUAUUUUGUGUUCUGUAAAGUUGGAAAGUUAUUCAGAGAUUGGUUCUUCCCAUGUCAAUAAGUCAUCAGAGGGACAUUGUUUCAAAGAAACGGCAAAUCUAUCUGAACAGUUAGGGAGACUGCAAGCUAUAACCUGAUUUUCAUCAGUCAUAAAAUGAGCAAUAACUACAAAAGUGUAUCACUGCCACACUAAAAAAGGCUUAGUAUCACAUAAUUACGUGAAACCAUCACAAUUAUAAUGUGAUAAAUAUCAGUAGCCUAGUGUUAGACUCAGUUUCUCUGUGUGAUAUGUCUUAUUUUAGUGUAUCAUAUAGCUCAAGUAUCAGGGAUCAUUCACUCAUUUGGAUGUUUCUCUGUAAGGAAACGAAUAACAGAGUUUUCACGUAAGUAAGUGAUACUGAGCCUUUUUUUGUGUGUGUGUGGCAGCAAUGCGUUUCCAUAAAUCACAAUAUUUAUAGUACUAAAAUCCAUAAAAUACAUACAUGAGCCAAUCUUGGUAGAAGGUUACAACUAUUAUUUUGGGAAAAUCUGCAUUUAUGUAAUUAAUGUGAUUUUUUUAGCUAUAUAGUAGACAUAUUGAGGAAUAUCAGGUCUUAGCUUGCAGUCUAACAAACUCAAAAAGUUGACUUUGUUCACAACAUUUUGACUUUUAUCUCAAAGUGUGUAAUUUUUUUUUUUUUUUUUUUUACUUAUCCUCUCUUUUUUUUCCCCUCCUGCCUGGCCCUAAUCCUCUUCUGUACCACAACACUAUGUCCAAGCAGAAUAUUCCUAUUUGUGAAAUGCCACUAUAUAAGGGUCAAGUUUGCUUUUAGGUCUUAAAUGACUUUGUCAUUAUAAUAAAGGCAUUUUAAUGGUUUAAAAGGG
Centropristis striata (black sea bass) is the source of this 2757-nucleotide messenger RNA. RefSeq names its product zinc finger and SCAN domain-containing protein 21-like. The transcript has 2 exons. The record is from RefSeq and is a predicted model, not a curated record. Gene Ontology annotation, biological process: regulation of transcription by RNA polymerase II. The coding region runs from base 265 to 1287 and encodes 340 amino acids. Lineage: Eukaryota; Metazoa; Chordata; Actinopteri; Perciformes; Serranidae. Gene Ontology annotation, molecular function: DNA-binding transcription factor activity; RNA polymerase II cis-regulatory region sequence-specific DNA binding.